This is a messenger RNA of Microcebus murinus (gray mouse lemur), 4403 nucleotides long. The record is from RefSeq and is a predicted model, not a curated record. Lineage: Eukaryota; Metazoa; Chordata; Mammalia; Primates; Cheirogaleidae.
GCGAGUCUCUGCCCGCGGAGUCCCUGCUUGAGGGACUCUCGCCGCGCUGGGGCAGCCUUCGCCACCGACAGGACCUCAUUUCCUCCCGCAGCCUUUGAACUGCCCCAAGCAUCGCGCCCAGAGAAGUGUGAAGCUUUAUAAAAAUUUAAACGCGUCUGCGGCGGAGGCAGGAGUGGGGCGGAGCCGUGGCCUGGCUGCUUGGUGAUGAGCUGAGGAGACUUGGAGCCGAGAAAUCUGUUGCUCAGCUUUCUCAUCUCCAAACAUGGUCUGCCAGGUCUGAAGCCUACGCCGAGAAGUUGUUCCUGUUGAUGUGUGGCUCCUCCUCUGAUUCCCAGACUCCUGGAGGUUUUAUGAGUCUAGUAGGUGAAAUUCUCUACCUCUAAGAAGCAGUAUCUGCUGCUCCAUCAAGCCAAGCCCUGCAUCGCUAUGGAUACCGAAUCUACAUAUUCUGGAUAUUCUUACUACUCAAGUCAUUCAAAGAAAUCUCACAGACAAGGGGAGAGAACUAGAGAGAGACACAAAUCACCUCGUAAUAAAGAUGUCAGAGCAUCAGAAAAGUCUGUCACCAUUCAAGCCCCCACCGGAGAGCCUCUGUUGGCAAAUGAUUCUACUCGGACAGAGGAAGUUCAGGAUGACAACUGGGGAGAGACCACCACCGCCAUCACAGGCACCUCGGAGCACAGCAUAUCGCAGGAGGACAUUGCCAGGAUCAGCAAGGACAUGGAGGACAGUGUGGGGCUGGAUUGCAGGCGCUACCUGGGCCUCACCGUCGCCUCCUUUCUCGGACUUCUCGUUUUCCUCACCCCCAUCGCCUUCGUGCUGUUACCCGCGAUCCUGUGGAGGGAUGAGCUGGAGCCUUGUGGCACAAUCUGUGAGGGACUCUUCAUCUCCAUGGCAUUCAAACUCCUCAUUCUGCUCAUAGGGACCUGGGCACUUUUCUUCCGGAAGCAGAGAGCUGACAUGCCACGCGUGUUUGUGUUUCGUGCCCUUUUGUUGGUCCUCAUCUUUCUCUUUGUGGUUUCCUAUUGGCUUUUUUAUGGCGUCCGAAUUUUGGACUCUCGGGACCGAAAUUACCAGGGCAUCGUGCAAUACGCAGUCUCCCUCGUGGACGCCCUCCUCUUCAUCCACUACCUGGCCAUCGUGCUGCUGGAGCUCAGGCAGCUGCAGCCCAUGUUCACGCUGCAGGUGGUCCGCUCCACUGACGGCGAGUCCCGCUUCUACAGCUUGGGGCACCUAAGUAUUCAGCGAGCAGCAUUGGUGGUUCUGGAAAAUUACUACAAAGAUUUCACCAUUUAUAACCCGAACCUCCUAACAGCCUCCAAAUUCCGAGCAGCCAAGCACAUGGCCGGACUGAAAGUCUACAAUGUAGAUGGCCCCAGUAACAACGCCUCUGGGCAGUCCCGGGCGAUGAUCGCUGCCGCCGCGCGCCGCCGGGACUCGAGCCACAAUGAGCUGUAUUACGAAGAGGCCGAGCACGAGCGGCGAGUAAAGAAGCGGAAAGCAAGGCUGGUGGUUGCGGUGGAAGAGGCCUUCAUCCACAUCCAGCGUCUGCAGGCCGAGGAGCAGCAGAAAGCCCCCGGGGAGGUGAUGGACCCCAGGGAGGCCGCCCAGGCCAUUUUCCCCUCCAUGGCCAGGGCUCUCCAGAAGUACCUGCGCACCACGCGGCAGCAGCACUACCACAGCAUGGAGAGCAUCCUGCAGCACCUGGCCUUCUGCAUCUCCAACAGCAUGACCCCAAAGGCCUUCCUAGAACGUUACCUCAGCGCGGGCCCCACCCUGCAGUAUGACAAGGACCGCUGGCUCUCUAUGCAGUGGAGGCUCGUUAGUGACGAGGCUGUGACUAAUGGAUUACGGGAUGGGAUUGUUUUCGUCCUUAAAUGCUUGGACUUCAGCCUGGUGGUCAAUGUGAAGAAAAUCCCAUUCAUCUUACUCUCCGAAGAGUUCAUAGACCCCAAAUCUCACAAAUUUGUCCUUCGCUUGCAGUCAGAGACGUCAGUUUAAAAAUUCUAUAUUUGUGGGUUUAUAUUAAAAAAAAGAAGAAUAUAUAUAGAUAUAUAUAUAUAUAUAUAUGUAUACCAGAGGGGUGUCCCUUUUUUUAUUGUUCAUUGCUGACUGAAACUGGCAGAUGAUAGACCAGUAUCUUUUGACCAUCUGCACUUUACUUGGAAGGAAGCAGGGGAUGUCCACCCUGGGAAAAAAGUGACCGAUGACAUCUGACUUUUGUGACUGGGACUUCUCAAGAAGCCGUUCCCUGGAGUUUCUGUGACAGCUGUAAACCAAAGCGGAGCUGGUGCAUUCUUGGGAGCCUCGCCUUACAACGAUCAGUUCCUGCCUUGCGUCCAGGACCACGUCCCCCAUUGCUUCUGGUCGCCCCACUUGUAGAUUUCUAGGGGACACAUCUUCAUUCUCUUUCAGGAAACCAGUCACUGCACGUCCACAUUUGUAUGUGUGUAUGUAAAUGUCCAGUACCACGUCACAAACGAAUGUCGUGGGCAGUUCAGGAAAUGCCCGCCUUCAUCUUUGUUCUUUGUUGCCUUAGGUUCUGCAGAGAAAGAUCACAACAAAAAACGUGCACUGUCAGUUUACGGCUGUUACGUGAUUUGAUUUUUUAUUUCUCCCAAAGAGAGAACCUACCCUGCCCCAUUUCUGAUCCUGCCCUCUCCUGUCUUGAAGGAGGUAGCCUUUUCCUAGCCCUGUGACUGCCCACCCAGUCUCUACUCCCUCCCACCCCCACCUGGCCGGCAGCCCUGGCCAGGGGAGCUCAGCCUUUCAGAGCCCACGGGGACCUGGCUGUCCACAUUGCCCUCAGGCUCUUUGCACUGCUGCAAGUCAGUCCCACGGAUUGCUCCCGCAGUGACAUGUGGAGUGCCCACCAGGCGGAACACGGGGAGAGCAAGCCAGCCCGGAUGCCCCUCUCAGGCUGCAGUAGGAGCUCCACCCUGCCCGGGUCUCCUCCGCACUGCGCCGCACCAACCAGGAGAGGACCAACACUGUGACCCUGGGCUGGUGGGUGCAGCUUGCAGCCAUGUAAUUUCCUGGGGAGAUAAGUUCCCACAAAGCUCAUAGCAAGCUGCCCUGCCAAGGGAGACCAAAUAAUACAACCACACUGGCAACUACUGCUGUCCAGUCCCUGUGUUUUCUGACCACUGUCACUGUGCAGCUCAUCACCUCUGCCACUUACUACCAGGAAAGGGACUUAUUUAGCUCCUGAUGUGUAAAUUAUUCUUACUUGUUAGUCAAGUGGGGAUAAGGAAAGUGGACACUCUGUCAGUUUGUGAAAGGGAGAGUAGAGAGCCAGUCUUGUCUAGAAUGAUUCAUCUGUGAUCUGUUUCUUAAAUGCGCUGGUUUCAGUGGGCUUUCCCCUGGUCCUGGGGAACAGGUGCUGCCGGUGCUGUGGGCAGAGGAGCCGUCCUGGCGGGGCCCUGCUGUUGGGGAGCCCCUUAAGGAACCCCAUCUAGACACCUUGCAGGGGGCUGUCUAUGCCUCCGUUUGCCUUCCUGCAUCAGCAACAAAACUUUUAGAAGUAUUUACUCCUGCUUUUCCCAGUAUUUAGGGUAAUCAGUUACCUAGUAAAGGAUAACACUGUCAAAAUGCUCCUUGUACGUGUGUGUGUACCUUUACUGUUUUACGUAUUCCACAAGUGGUACAGUAUUUCGGUUGUCAUUUUUAAAUCAGAAUUGGCUUUGGAUAUUUGUAACACACCUGUACCUGAAACAUUAAACACCAUUCUUGCAUCAACAGCCUUCAGCUCAAAAAGAUAUGUUGGAAAAGGAAGGGUAAACGCAGGGGUGUGGCAUGUAGCCAAGACGUCCUAUUUAACUACAUGGUUUUGUUUACGAAAAACACAUACCAGGUAGCCAUGGUGCUUUUGUUCUUCUUAGUUUUUGCCUUUAGGUCCCUUCAAACUGAAAAUUCCUUACGAAUGUCUUUCUCAGGAAAUAUAUGGGGAGAGGGGGUAAGGGGUGGUGAAUGUGUGUGAGACUUUGGCUGUGUUAGAGGCUGCUGCAGCAUUAAUAUGGUGCAGUUGGAAGUGCCAUAAAUAUAUGUGCAUAUAGUUAAUAAUAAUCAUCAGCAUUCUAAACUACUGUGCUUCCAACCAUAUCUUAAAUUACCUGUCCAGAAGGGGCCAUGGUUAGAUUCAUUUGCUUUGGCAUGUGCAUUCCCAGCAGGGUGAAGAAAGGCUUAAAUUAAGGAAUUUAUUUUCUCUCCCCCAACCCCAGUCUUAGUAUAGAAGAAUGUCAGACUUUCUGAAAUUAUUGUCUGUGUUUUAAAUUGAGUAUUGAUUUUUUUACAUUGACUUUGUAUUGCGUCCUUUUUGAAAGAAUAACAAAAUAAAAUGCAGGAUCUUUGUAAAGCCUUUGCACUUUCAACCUCUUAAUAGCUUCAGUUACUGGUGCAGUGGG